CCAAAUCGCCAAUGGGUUACAAGUGGGGGGCAUAUCGCAGAAUAUCCUUUGUACAUUUUUGGUCGAAUUCGCUGAAAAUCAUUGGUGUCGGUCAAAGAAAUAUUUUGUUUUCUCCAGCGCGUGAGCUAGCACCUGCCGCUACCACUCCCGCAAUACUCAGCCGCUCAACCGGAGAAAUCGCCCUGACCGGCGGAGGGGUAAGUCUGAGUUGCAGAAACCUGAUUCGCGCGCAGGGACGGCGGAAGGAAGAGGCUCAGGUUGAUUUCCGCGCGCAGAUUUUGGCCGGCAUAUCAACUCACCGCUCCCAGACUAUUAAAGUGAGAAAUACUGAUUCCUGCGCGUAUUCGGUUCAGAGUUGAAGAAUGGCCAUGUAUAUCCGUGUUAAGCGUAGUAAGACAACUUACUUUAUCCAGUGUGAACCAACUGAGACAAGUUUAGAUAUUAAGCAGAAAUUGCAUGAUCUUACUGAUCAACCGGUCAAUGAUCAGCGCUUGAUCUUAGUCAGUACCGGGGAAGUAUUGGAGGAUUCAAAGACGUUGGCAGAUCAGAAGGUUGAAAAUGAUGCCGUUGUUGCAUUGGCCUUCAGAAAAGAUGACAAUGAGUUUGAAGAGGUCAACAUUGUACGACCAGACGACUUCUAUCAGUCUCGUGAUGCAGAUGCAGGCAAUUGGUGAAGUCGGAAACAUUGCUCCGGCGGUAGUCUAAAUCUGAGAUUGUUUCCUUCUCGUGCUCGGAUUUUUAGGAGAAUAAUUGUUAUAUUUAGCAAACAGUUGUGUUAAAGUCUGUAGAUGAAAUAAUUCAUUCAUGAAAUUGACAGCAUUAGUAGUAUUUGUAUGAAAUAAACAAAAGAUAGUGGUGCUAAAAAAAUGAUUAGACAUUGUUGGUCCUACUUUAUAUGAUGGAAACCUAACUUGGAUAAAUAUAAAAGGGUUAAAAUCGCAAA
Malus domestica (apple) is the source of this 943-nucleotide messenger RNA. RefSeq lists its product as uncharacterized. NCBI's taxonomy places the organism in Eukaryota, Viridiplantae, Streptophyta, Magnoliopsida, Rosales, Rosaceae. Gene Ontology annotation, molecular function: protein binding. The record is from RefSeq and is a predicted model, not a curated record.